Onthophagus taurus is the source of this 1099-nucleotide messenger RNA. Lineage: Eukaryota; Metazoa; Arthropoda; Insecta; Coleoptera; Scarabaeidae. The record is from RefSeq and is a predicted model, not a curated record.
CUUUAAAAGUGACACAUUCGCUUCAAAUUUUAUCGGAGAAUGUUGAAACAGUGUCAAAAAUUUUCGUCGAAAUCGUUUAAAGAUCCAUCAGAAUUGACAAAUUCGACCCUUAAACUAAUUCACGUGAUUUUCAGGCAUGGAAAUCGAACACCAGCAGCUCAUGCCUAUAAAGAUGAUGUCCAAGAAACUGGAUAUAAACCUUAUGGACCUGGCCAACUCACCAAUGCAGGAAAGGAAACAAUGUAUAAAUUGGGGCAAUUUAUAAGACAGAAUUAUAAUAAUUUCUUGGGGGAAUAUUUUCCCGGAGUUAUACAAGCGAGAACGACAUGCGUGGACCGCACUCAAUGUAGUUUACAAUUAUUUUUAGCCGGUUUAUAUCCACCAAGAAAUAAGUUAGUGUGGGAUCCCGCAUUAUUAUGGCAACCAAUUCCUUAUAUUACAACAAAUAUAGAACACGAUAGCAUUUUACAAGCAUUCACUUUCAAUCCGAAUUAUAAAAUCGCUUAUAGAGAAUAUCAAAAGAAAUUUAAUUUUCGAAAGAAAAAUUUAGACUUAGUAAAAUACAUAGAAAAACAUUCCAAGAAAAAGAUUGAAACGAUUAAAGAUGUUUGGUUGCUUUAUUUUCAAUUAAUCAUGCAAGUUGAACUUGGCAUAGAAAUUCCUGAAUGGACCAAGAAAAUCUUUCCGAACCCUAUGGAAGAGAUCGCGUCUACAUACUACGUUCACACUUGUGCUACUUCACAACUAAGAACGUUAGUUUUAAAACCUUUAACAGAUAAAAUUAUCCACGACACCAAAUCGAAGCUUGAAAAGAAAGAUGCAGCAGUGUUAAUGUACGUUUAUUCAGGACAUGAAGUAAACAUAGCACACACUUUGAUUGCUUUGAAUUCGUUCAAACCAACGCAUAUUCCUCAGUAUGGAUCAUGUGUGAUUUUGGAGGUGCACCAAUUUGAUGAUGAAGUUUAUAUAAAGGGUUUAUAUAAACUGGCAAAUAAGCCUUACACGAUUUUAUUGCAAUUAUGGAACAAAAAUCCGCUCGAAUUUAAGGAAUUUGUAGAAAACAUUGAUGCGAACUAUAAAUAAAACGAUUUUCGAGGAA